Phytophthora sojae is the source of this 1422-nucleotide messenger RNA. RefSeq lists its product as hypothetical. The transcript has 2 exons. NCBI's taxonomy places the organism in Eukaryota, Oomycota, Peronosporomycetes, Peronosporales, Peronosporaceae. Bases 1 to 1422 code for a protein of 473 amino acids. Gene Ontology annotation, molecular function: hexose transmembrane transporter activity. The record is from RefSeq and is a predicted model, not a curated record. Gene Ontology annotation, cellular component: membrane. Gene Ontology annotation, biological process: monosaccharide transmembrane transport.
AUGUCAGCUUCACCAAGGACCGAAUUUAAGGUGGUGGUGACCCCCACAGCACAGACUGAUGAAGAUGCAGCACAGACCAUUGAGGAGCGGUCGCUGCGUCCGACGUGGAUCCUGUACACGUCCGUGGCCAUCUCCAUGCUCGAGGCCUUCCACUACGGAUGGUCCAAUUCCCAGGUCAACCUCAGCACCUUCAACAACACGGAAACCUGCAACGCCCGACCCGUCGAGGAAGGCACGUGCCUCAUGUUCCCGGGCCACACCAAGACGACGUGGACGCUGCUCGUGAACGCGUGGAUCGUGGGCGGCAUGUUCGGCAGCCUGCUGUCCGGCUUCCCGUCCAACAAGUGGGGGCGCCGCACCACGCUGCGCUUCAACGCGAUUAUCAUCAUGGUGCUGGGCUCCGUCAUCCAGGUGGUGGCCAACAACCCGACGUGGUUCUCGGUGGGCCGCUUCGUGUCGGGCGUGGCGAACGGCGUGGCCAUGGCCGUGGUCAACACGUUCCUGAACGCGAUCUCGACGCCGCACAACCGCCACGCGCUGGGCGACGCUGGGCAUCUUCGGCGUGGCGACGACGUUCUGGUACUGGAACACGACAGCCCCGUGUGGCUGGUGUCCAAGUACCGAGAGCAGGACGCUGAGAACGAACUAGCGCGUCUGUACGGCAAAGAGAACGUCAACGUCAUGAUGGGCUGGAUUCAAGCCAACGAUCGUCGGACCAAGUUACCGUCGACUAUCAGUGGAAAUGCUAAGGAUACGGAACACGAGACAAACUGGAGUAUCAUGACAAAGUCCAAGUUCCGCAAGCAGUUGGUUAUCGCGCUGGGUCUCACGUGCAUCAAUCAACUUGUAGGCAUCAACGCGGUGUUCUUCUACUCAUCGUCCAUUCUCAAGGACGCUGGUAUCUCCGACUCGCGCGCUGGUCUCAUGAUAAUCGAUAUUCUCAACAUCAUUCCCGUGCCGAUUGCUGCUGUCCUGACCAAGACCAUGCGCAAGCGUUCAAUGCUCAUGUCGGGCAUCUUUGUGAUGGUCUUGUGCUGCAUCGGCAUGACCUUCUCGCUCAUCUACAACGUCGGCUGGUUGUCCAUUGUGUUCCUGGGAGUCUUCGUGGUGGGCUACGACUUGAGUAUCGGCCCGCUUCUUUGGCCGAUCAUCGCUGAGCUGUUCCCGGAUUCGGCUCGUGGUGCUGCUGUCGGUAUCUGUAUCACCGUGAAGUGGCUCGCCACGCUUGUUAUUGGCAUCGCGUUCCCGUACAUCGAGGAGGCCAUCACGAACUACAGCUUCACGCCAUUCCUGGGAACAACCGUCCUCUCCAUCAUCUUCAUCUACUUUAUGGUGCCGGAGACGUCCGACAUGACCAUCGCUGAGAUCCAGGACGGUUUCCGAAGUGGAGCAACCUCACCUUCCUCCAAAAGUCAGAGUUAA